AUGGAAGCAACGAUGCUGUUCAACGUAAUGGGGUUAUGGACAAUCCUGAUCGCUUCAAGCGCUGCCCCAUUGUGGCCGCUUUUCAAGGCAUGGUCUCAGAAGGCAGCCAUUCAACGGAUAUUCUGCGCUUCGAGGAGGAAAGAACAGAGACCGGGUGCUGAAGAGGUUGAAUCUGAUUUCGUGGCGCGUCCUCGCGGUGCAAUUACACCAACUGGAAUUGGCCAUGGUAAUAUCGAAGCAUAG
Penicillium waksmanii is the source of this 243-nucleotide messenger RNA. RefSeq lists its product as uncharacterized. The transcript has a single exon. Bases 1 to 243 code for a protein of 80 amino acids. NCBI's taxonomy places the organism in Eukaryota, Fungi, Ascomycota, Eurotiomycetes, Eurotiales, Aspergillaceae. The record is from RefSeq and is a predicted model, not a curated record.